Messenger RNA from Apiotrichum porosum, 1587 nucleotides. RefSeq lists its product as uncharacterized. The record is from RefSeq and is a predicted model, not a curated record. Gene Ontology annotation, molecular function: hydrolase activity, hydrolyzing O-glycosyl compounds. Lineage: Eukaryota; Fungi; Basidiomycota; Tremellomycetes; Trichosporonales; Trichosporonaceae. Gene Ontology annotation, biological process: carbohydrate metabolic process. The coding region runs from base 1 to 1587 and encodes 528 amino acids. The transcript has a single exon.
AUGUGGUCUCCCGCGCUGGUCGCGUUCUUCUCUCUCUUAUCGGUCUUCUUCCUCCUCACAUCUUCAGUCGCCCACCCCUUGACAAACCACCCCGCGCGGCUGGCCCGCCACCACGACUUACGCAAAGUCCGCUCCAACGCCCAUGCCACUUUAUCACAACCCCGACGUGGCCGCACAGGGAAGUGUGCGUCCACGACAGCCGUUACCUCAAGCAUCCCUUCGCUCCUGGUAUAUGCCAAAGCUCCAUUGCCUACGACGGCUACCGAUGAUGCGACGACCGCGGUCAAGCGUAGAGGUACUAAAACGAUGUUUGGCGCGUCAUCGAGCACAGAGACGGCAGAACGUGCCUCGGGCAAGGGCUCUGGCAGCACCUCGUCCAGUACCGCUUUGGGUUCCGGCAACGGCACGUCGUCAAGCUCGGCCGCCUCAAGCAACUCAUCUUCCUCGUCUUCCACGAACCGUGGCAGCUCUGGCUCCUUCUCGGCUCCACACUAUGUGAUUUACGCCAAUAUUGAGUUUCCCGGCCAAACCAUGCCGACUGUGGCGGAUCUCGGCCACUUUAACCGCCUCAUACUCGCGUUCUACCAGGCCAACGGGUACAGCGACUCGACCAACGUUGCCAACUGGGUUGGCAUGUCUGCUGCGGACCGACAGGCCGUGUUGGACACAUACCAUGCUUCGGGUAUUGCGCUCAUGCUCUCGGUGUUUGGCGGCGAGGACACGCCCACGACUAGCGCGGUCGACGCCGCCUCGUUUGCAAGCACGAUCGCCGCCUUUGUCAAACAGUACAGGUUUGACGGGGUCGAUAUCGACUAUGAGGACUUUGACGCCAUGUCAGCUGGCACGGCGGCCGAGUGGAUCGAGAUUUUCCACACUUCCCUCCGCUCGGGUCUUGGCGACGCGUACCUCAUCUCGCAUGCACCGAUCGCGCCGUGGUUUGACACCUCGCAGUCUCCGGACGGCGGGUACGCUUCCGUCUGGAAAAGCGUCGGCACCACACUCGAUUGGUUCAACGUCCAGUUUUACAACCAGGGCGCGAGCGCGUACUGCGACUGUACGUCGUUGCUCACCGACUCGAUGUCGACGAGCUACCGGGGCACAUCCAUCAACCAGCUUAACGCGGGUCUGGGCAUUCCGUUCACCAAGCUUGCCAUUGGAAAGCCGGCGGUCUCGAAGGAUGCAGAUAAUGGAUACAUGUCGCCCGCGUCGCUUGCGACCUGCUACUCUGACGUCGAUCAAACCGUCGGCGUCAUGUUCUGGGAAUACACGUCUGCUGCUGUGAGUUGGAGAUGCCCCUACACAUGGCAAUCAGCUGACAAACAGGAUUCGGGUGGCGCGUUCGAGCUGAUCUCGACAGUCCUGGGUGGUUCGAGCAGUGGAUCGACCUCUGACAAUGGUACAACCUCGAGCACAGGAUUGACUGGCCAAGGAUUAGGCGACACCGCUGGGUCACCCAUGACUGCCACAUACGCCAUUGCCGACUCCGAGGCAACAGCAACCAAUGGAGGCGAGGCGAGUGAUGGCGACAAUUACGAGUCUGACACUGGGCCGUCAACCACGCCGACCAAUGACCAAGGUGGAGCAUAG